Molecule: messenger RNA, 1653 nt
Organism: Arachis duranensis
Lineage: Eukaryota; Viridiplantae; Streptophyta; Magnoliopsida; Fabales; Fabaceae
Product: probable nucleoredoxin 3
Exons: 4
Coding region: 136-1299 (387 amino acids)
Molecular function (GO): thioredoxin-disulfide reductase (NADPH) activity
Source: RefSeq, a predicted model, not a curated record
AUCAAUAAAAUCUCUGCUUUUGUGAAGAAAACUCACACCUUUAUCCACUAACAAAAUCUUUGGUGCUGUGCUCUUCUUCUUCAGCUUCAGCUUCUGCUGCAAGGUAACAAGUCUGUUUGCCCUUGCAGUGUAUCUAUGGCAGGGUUUCAAGCUGAAUAUAUUGAUGACUAUGAUAUUUUGAAGAUAUUUGCUGCUGAAGGUGUUGAGUUCCUUGUAUCAAGUGAAGGGAAGGUACCCUUGUCGGAAUGCGAUGGGAAAAUCAUUUGCCUAUUUUUCUCUGCAAAUUGGUGCAGACCUUGCAGAGCAUUCAUUCCCCAUCUGAUUGAACUCUAUGGUACACUGAGAAAGAGAGGCCUAAAUUUGGAGAUUAUCUUCAUCUCUUUAGAUCAUGAUGAGGAUGGUUUUAAGGAACACUUGAAGAGUAUGCCAUGGCUAGCUGUCCCUUUUGAUGCAAAGUUGCAUAGAAGAUUCAUCAACAAAUACCAAGUUGAUCGAAUCCCAUCAUUCCGUCCAUUAUAUCCUGAUGGAACGAUAGUUGAAGACGAUUUAAUUGUGACCAUUGAGGAUUAUGGUGCUGAUUCUUUUCCCUUCACAAGGAAGAGAUAUGAGGAAUUGAAAGCCAAGGAUAGAAAGAAACGCGAAGAAGCAAAUUUGGAGGAAUUAUUGGCAGACGAGGGACGCGACUUUCUUAUCACUGGAGAUGAUAGAAAGGUACCAAUAUCUCAACUUGUUGGUAAAACUAUAGGCCUCUACUUUUGUGCCUAUUGGUCUCCUCCAUGUCGCGCAUUCACCAUCCAACUCAUGGAUUUAUACAACAAUCUCAAGGCUGCAAAAGGUGACUGCUGCGAGGUUGUUUUAAUCUCGACGGAUAGAGACCUGAAGGAGUUCAAUGUCAACAGAAGUAAUAUGCCAUGGCUCGCCAUCCCAUACGAGGACAAAACUAGGCAUGACCUUUGUAGGAUCUUUGACAUAAAAGGAAUUCCGGCUUUGGUCUUCGUCGGACCAGAUGGCAAAGUGACUAGUACCAAUGGGAAGUUUAUUGUCUCCUCAUAUGGUGCAGAAGCGUUCCCCUUCACCGAAUCACGGAUAAGGGAUCUAGAAGCAGCUCUUAGAAAGGAAGGAGAGGCUUUGCCGCAACAGUUCGAGGAUGUCAAGCAUGAACAUGUGCUGAAGUUGGAUAUGGCCAAAGCAUAUGUAUGUGAUUCCUGUAAAGAGAAAGGGAAAUUCUGGGCAUUCUCUUGUGAUGUUUGUGACUAUGAUCUACACCCAAGUUGUGUAGAAAAGGUCAACAAAGACUAAAAUUGGUGGAGAAUGCAAUCGAAGUAAGUUUGCAAACACAUAUAUAGAUUGGUUACUUUUGUAGUGAAGGAGUUUCAGAAGUUGUUAAAACCUGUCAUCAAAAUUAAGGUAAAUGAGGUGAAUUCUCUUGUAAGGGGAAAAUUAAUAGAAUUAUUCUCUUUUAGAAAGUUUAAGUGCACAGUGUUUGUUAUAAGAAAUGUGUGGUUUAAUUUAAAACCAUUAUCUUGAAUGUGGGUGCCUCUGAAUAGUAGUAAUUUGAUAAAAACCUUAACCUUAUACUGUUAUACAUAUGAAGAAGAAAAUUUUGGAUAUUUUGAAGGGAACAUACAUUUGUGUGGGUAAAUAAUUAUUGUU